This is a messenger RNA of Ruditapes philippinarum (Manila clam), 803 nucleotides long. RefSeq names its product insoluble matrix shell protein 2-like. The transcript has 3 exons. The record is from RefSeq and is a predicted model, not a curated record. NCBI's taxonomy places the organism in Eukaryota, Metazoa, Mollusca, Bivalvia, Venerida, Veneridae. The coding region runs from base 115 to 459 and encodes 114 amino acids.
CUGUCAUGGUCACUGCUUAAUUACAUAUAAAUAUAGACAACUUGUUUAUAAAGCGACAGACACAAGGAAAUUUGUAAUUGUCAUUUGAUAUUCAAGUUAAUGUUAUAUUAAAUAAUGAAGCUUAAAGUUUGUUUAAGUUUAAUUUUGAUGUUACAUUUUGUUGUUGCACCACCACCGUAUAAUAAAUGGCGCGAUAUAAGCAUGCAGUCAAGAAGGGCUCUCGGAUCAGCUUUUGUUGCAGCGGAAGCACUAGGCGUGACAUUCAAAGCCAUGAUUUCAGCUCAAGAAAGGAUAAAUCCAAAGCCAAAUACUGACGAAUACCGGGUGAAGUUCAAGGCUCUAGACAGUAAAGGUCUUAUAAAACACUGUCAAGCGGAUGUGCUGUGGAAUUUUAAAGCUGCACUUAUUAGAACAGUUUUAAAUGCACAUUGCUGGUGUCCCAAAUAUUGGCAGAGUUGAUGGCAUAAUACUUUUGACAACAACAUUUCUAUUUUAUUAAUUAAUCUGUCAUGACACCUGCAACUUUAUUUUCAAAAUCGUUUUCUCAAUUCAAUUUUUCUAUAUUUGUUACAUCUGUGAGUUGUUUGUUUAAUCUAAGACAUAUUUUACCUUGAGGUUAAGAAAAUGUUAUGAUCACUAAGUAUAAUUGUCUAUUGUGACGUCACAAUAUACCAUAUAUAAAUAUAUGGCAUUUACCUUAUUCAGUGUAUCCAUGUAAAAAUAACAAUUACAUGAAAUAAUCAUGUAUACAAAUGUAAACAUGGCAUAUGACUUGAAAUAAAACAAUAAAGUUCAUGAAAUUA